CUCUCUACAAUCAAAAAUCAAUGGAUUCAAAACUAGGGUUUAUCAUUCUUCUUCUUCUUCUUCCAUUGACAAAUCCAGUAAAUGGAGAUACAAACAAGGAUUUAGCUGAAUGUGGUCAGUCGUUGAUUAGUCUCUCAACCUGUCUUCCAUUUGUCUCCGACAAAGCAAAAGUUCCUACGCCGGAUUGUUGUACCGGUCUUAAACAGUUAUUGAAAAAUGAUAAGAAAUGUUUGUGUGUGAUUGUUGAAGAUAGAAAUGAUCCUCAACUUGGACUUACUAUUAAUGUUACUUCUGCUCUUCAACUUCCAAUGCUUUGUAAAGCUCCGGCUAAUGUUUCUCAAUGCCCAGAACUUCUUGGUAUGGAUCCGAAAUCGGAUGAAGCUCAAGUGUUUUAUCAAUUGGGGAAGAAGAACUCAGGUGGGUCUGUUUCUUCUCCGGCACUUUCUCCAGCGGGACCUGCUACUGCUCCGGCUCCACUUGCUGGGAAUGCAACUACUAAGGGUAAAAAUGGAAAUGGUGUGGACGGAAAUGGUGGGAAAAUGAAUUCAGUUCUGUUUGGUGGAAUAUUUAGAUAUUAA
Molecule: messenger RNA, 578 nt
Organism: Impatiens glandulifera
Lineage: Eukaryota; Viridiplantae; Streptophyta; Magnoliopsida; Ericales; Balsaminaceae
Product: non-specific lipid transfer protein GPI-anchored 14-like
Exons: 4
Coding region: 21-578 (185 amino acids)
Biological process (GO): lipid transport
Molecular function (GO): lipid binding
Source: RefSeq, a predicted model, not a curated record